This is a messenger RNA of Caenorhabditis briggsae, 474 nucleotides long. Lineage: Eukaryota; Metazoa; Nematoda; Chromadorea; Rhabditida; Rhabditidae. The record is from RefSeq and is a predicted model, not a curated record. Bases 1 to 474 code for a protein of 157 amino acids. The transcript is spliced from 3 exons.
AUGGGUGAGCCAACUAAAGAUGUAGAUCCACGUCUCGCUUCAUUAACCCAUUUUGUGCAUCACACUGAUCAGCUCGCAGAGCAUACGAUGAAUUCUGUAGAGUGGGAGGCUGUAGAAGUGCUAAUGCCACGUAUACUUCGGGGUAAAUCAAAAGAAGAUAUCAAACAAUUGCUUCUGGCAGAGAUAGAUGGAAUGUCGGAGAAACGAUUAUUGGCUGUGCUCGCUGGAGAGACAUUAGAAGAAUCGUCGAAAGCAGAACCAGAAGUAGAAGGAAUUCAGGACAUUAGUGAAGAUGAGGAAGAGAUUGAACCCGGGGAAAUAAAAAGUCGUUCAGUAACACCUCAAGACCCAUCGCCAUCGAAACCAGAUGAAGAAGAAAAGAAGGAGUCAAUUAAAGGUGAAGAGGAGGAAGAGUUGGAUACUGAUGAAGAGAUCGAUCGACAGCUGGAAGAGGACCUUCAAGAUUUUAUUUGA